This is a messenger RNA of Erinaceus europaeus (western European hedgehog), 2188 nucleotides long. It is a transcript of the gene NEFL, whose product is annotated as neurofilament light chain. NCBI's taxonomy places the organism in Eukaryota, Metazoa, Chordata, Mammalia, Eulipotyphla, Erinaceidae. The record is from RefSeq and is a predicted model, not a curated record. Gene Ontology annotation, cellular component: axon; cytoplasm; intermediate filament. Bases 113 to 1744 code for a protein of 543 amino acids. The transcript has 4 exons. Gene Ontology annotation, molecular function: structural constituent of postsynaptic intermediate filament cytoskeleton. Gene Ontology annotation, biological process: neurofilament bundle assembly.
CCGCGCCGAGCCGCACACAGCCAUCCCUCCCUCCCUGCCCCUCUCCCCUCCGCUCUGCCUCCUCUCUAGGUCCCAGUCUCCACCGGCAGCCCGAGGGCCGCCGACCGCCACCAUGAGUUCCUUCAGCUACGAGCCGUACUACGCGACCUCCUACAAGCGGCGCUACGUGGAGCCGCCCCGGGUGCACAUCUCCGGCGUGCGCAGCGGCUACAGCACCGCGCGCUCCGCGUACUCCAGCUACUCGGCGCCCGUCUCCUCCUCGUUGUCCGUGCGCCGCAGCUACUCGUCCAGCUCCAGCUCGUUGAUGCCCAGCCUCGAAAACCUCGACCUGAGCCAGGUCGCCGCCAUUAGCAACGACCUCAAGUCCAUCCGCACCCAGGAGAAGGCGCAGCUGCAGGACCUCAACGACCGCUUCGCCUGCUUCAUCGAGCGCGUGCACGAGCUGGAGCAGCAGAACAAGGUGCUGGAGGCCGAGCUGCUGGUGCUGCGGCAGAAGCACUCGGAGCCGUCCCGCUUCCGGGCCCUGUACGAGCAGGAGAUCCGCGACCUGCGCCUGGCGGCAGAAGACGCCACCAACGAGAAGCAGGCGCUGCAGGGCGAGCGGGAAGGGCUGGAAGAGACGCUGCGCAACCUGCAGGCGCGCUACGAAGAGGAGGUGCUGAGCCGCGAGGACGCCGAGGGCCGCCUGAUGGAGGCUCGCAAGGGGGCUGACGAAGCCGCGCUCGCCCGCGCGGAGCUGGAGAAGCGCAUAGACAGCUUGAUGGACGAGAUCGCCUUUCUGAAGAAAGUACACGAGGAGGAGAUCGCCGAGCUGCAGGCGCAGAUCCAGUACGCGCAGAUCUCCGUGGAAAUGGACGUGUCCUCCAAGCCCGACCUCUCCGCCGCGCUCAAGGACAUCCGCGCCCAGUACGAGAAGCUGGCCGCCAAGAACAUGCAGAACGCCGAGGAGUGGUUCAAGAGCCGCUUUACCGUGCUCACCGAAAGCGCAGCCAAGAACACCGACGCCGUGCGCGCCGCCAAGGACGAGGUGUCCGAGAGCCGCCGCCUGCUCAAGGCCAAGACCCUGGAGAUCGAAGCGUGCCGGGGCAUGAACGAAGCGCUGGAGAAGCAGCUGCAGGAGCUGGAGGAUAAGCAGAACGCAGACAUCAGUGCUAUGCAGGAUACAAUCAACAAAUUAGAAAAUGAGCUGAGAACUACAAAGAGUGAAAUGGCAAGAUACUUGAAAGAGUAUCAAGACCUCCUCAAUGUGAAGAUGGCCUUAGAUAUUGAGAUUGCAGCUUACAGGAAACUCUUGGAAGGUGAGGAGACCAGGCUCAGUUUCACCAGUGUGGGAAGCAUAUCCAGUGGCUACUCCCAGAGCUCCCAGGUCUUCGGCCGAUCUGCCUAUGGUGGUUUACAGACCACCUCCUACUUGAUGUCAGCCCGCUCCUUCCCAUCUUACUACACCAGCCAUGUUCAGGAGGAGCAGAUUGAGGUGGAGGAGACAAUUGAGGCUGCUAAAGCUGAGGAAGCCAAGGAUGAACCCCCCUCUGAGGGAGAAGCUGAAGAAGAGGAGAAAGAGAAAGAAGAGGGAGAGGAAGAAGAGGGUGGGGAAGAGGAAGAAGCUGCCAAGGAAGAGUCUGAAGAGGCAAAGGAUGAAGAAAAAGGAGGUGAAGGUGAAGAAGAAGAAGCCAAAGAAGCUGAGGAGGAUGAAAAGAAAGAAGAGGGUACUGGGGAAGAGCAAGCAACAAAGAAGAAAGAUUGAGCUCCCUCUUCCCCCUUUCCUAUGUAAUUCCAAGAAUAAUUCUCCCCAAAUCAGGUCAUCCAUCACCUAACCUACCAACCAACCAGUUGAGUUCCAGAUACUCUAGGAAUUAAGAUGUCAAUAUUGUAUAAUUCUGAGAUGAUUUAGGUUGGACAUUAAUUGUUGUGCUAUGACUUUCCUCCAUAUGCAGAGUGCCCGUUUGCUUGCAGAGUGGCUUUCUGGCUUGCUGCCAGCCUGUGCAUGGUCCACGCUUAUGAGUUCAGGAUCUGUGGCAAUGUGAAUAACUCUGAUGUUUACAAUAACAAAAUCACAAGAAUACAUGAGUUCACUAAUGCUACUGUUCAUUUUUCAGGGGAAAAAUGAGUCCUCUGAGCUUUUGGUGGUUAGAAAUUAAAGACCUCGAAUAUGUGCAAUAAGUAGUAAAUAAAGUUACACUGGAUGAUA